AUGCGUCUCCGGGAAUCGCUAAUAAAUAUGCUCAGCGAGUUCGUUGGUUUGAAUAAGACACCAGACUUUAAAUUGAACGCCAAAUCGACGCAAUUCAUCGCUGAAGCAGUAGCUGCAGAGUCGAGACGCUAUUCGAAGAUUGAGCUUAGAAUAGUAUCCAAAAAUAAGUUCAGAGCAGAAUCAGAUAUGUGGUUUGCGCAUAAUGCUUCACCGGACGCUCAAAUGCGUCACCGAACGCUCUCAAUGAACACCGAACACCACCGUCGUCCAUCCCAAGAAGUCAGUCUAAAUCCGUCGUUCAGACGCCUCUCUGAGCCAUCCGUACCAACGCCACGCACUGCCACAAUGUCUUUGAUGCCAAAACUUGAUAGAAUCCGAAAGCGCAUCUCGCAGUCAUUCGAGCGUGAUGACAAACGAAGAGAUUCGAUGUUGUCUGAAGAAGACGCUGAAAUUGAAAGUAUGUUGAAGUAUCGUCGCCAAAGACAUCAACGACGCGGUUCUGAAACAUUUUGUGGUUCGGUUGCAGUUUAUUCGAAUAAUUUCGGUGCUAUCAAUACACGUCUUUGA
Molecule: messenger RNA, 567 nt
Organism: Anisakis simplex (herring worm)
Lineage: Eukaryota; Metazoa; Nematoda; Chromadorea; Rhabditida; Anisakidae
Source: the annotation of a GenBank genome assembly